This is a messenger RNA of Bradysia coprophila, 527 nucleotides long. RefSeq names its product ATP synthase, subunit E (gene ATPsynE). The record is from RefSeq and is a predicted model, not a curated record. Gene Ontology annotation, molecular function: proton transmembrane transporter activity. Lineage: Eukaryota; Metazoa; Arthropoda; Insecta; Diptera; Sciaridae. Gene Ontology annotation, biological process: proton motive force-driven ATP synthesis. Gene Ontology annotation, cellular component: proton-transporting ATP synthase complex.
AAUAUAUCUGACAGUUUUUUUUGUGUUUCACAGUUGCCAGGCUGAGCGUAAAAAUAUUCACAUUUUCGCUUUUCUUGUUUGUGGAACACUAAAAAUCCAAUAAUAUUCGAACAAGAUGACUCUUCCAGCACCCGGAACCGUGUCCCCUUUGAUUAAGUUCGGCCGAUACUCCUUCUUAACUCUGGGCAUUGCAUACGGUGCCUACCAUCAAAGCCGUUUAUCGAAGAGAGAAGUAAAAAUCCGUGAAGUUGAAGCAGAACAAAAGAAAAUCCGUGAUGCUAAGCUAGCCAUUGAAAAGAAGCGAAUGGUUGAAGAGGAAAAUGCUGCGAUUGCUGCGCUGUCCAACCCAACAAAGUAGCGUGGCAAGCGGAUAAAUUGAAGAUUAGUUGUGUAUUUUCUAUGAUGGAGCUUGGGUGAUAGCAAUAAAAUUCCAACCAGAGGUGCGAAUCAGCCCAUCAUUACUCUUAAACAGAAAAAAUGAAAUUUGUUCAAAGUAAUGUUUAAGUUCAAUAAAAAUUCAAAAAAAA